Cavenderia fasciculata is the source of this 3291-nucleotide messenger RNA. It is a transcript of the gene mkkA, whose product is annotated as protein serine/threonine kinase. Gene Ontology annotation, biological process: protein phosphorylation. The transcript has 9 exons. The record is from RefSeq and is a predicted model, not a curated record. NCBI's taxonomy places the organism in Eukaryota, Evosea, Eumycetozoa, Acytosteliales, Cavenderiaceae. The coding region runs from base 1 to 3291 and encodes 1096 amino acids. Gene Ontology annotation, molecular function: protein binding; ATP binding; protein kinase activity.
AUGUUUUUCUCAAAACUGUUUUGUCCAACCCCAGCUUGCGAUGAAAGUGCACAGCAGCAGCAGAUAAGAAUAAAGUGUAAAUUAGGAGAAGAUGAUAUUAGAAUUAUAAAAGUACCUUCGACGGUGACUUACGUCGAGUUGAUGGAUCAGUUGGAAGAGGAUUUUGGACAGCCGGUGGCCGUACACCAAUUCGAGGAUCACGAAGGUGACAGAGUCACUGUGCGUGGCAAGAACGACAUUAUCGACGCCAUCAACAUGUUUGACGAGUUUCGCUCAAUGUAUCCAUCCAAGAUUGUACAAUUCAAGUUCUUUUUAAAACCAACUUCUUCGACACUGACAAGCAGUAAUGCGAGCAACAUUAGUCACAUUAGUAAUAAUAGUAGUAACCCUUCAACAACAUCAACGACUGGGUUUCAAAUAACUGUAUCACCAUCCAACUCGUUUCUCUAUCAAAAUAAUAAUAAUCAAAAUAAUGGUGUCAAUUUAAAUUCAUUAUCACCAACUAGUAGUUCACAAUCCAUUCCAAUAUCGGCAACGUCAAUUAGAAAGGGAAGUAAUCCACCUCCUCCAUUGAGAACACCUCCCCCUUCACCUCCUAAAAAUGGUGGCGGUGGUGUAGUCGUAGUAGCAUCACCUCAACCUCUGCCUGUAACAAUCAACAAUAACAACAACAACAAUAUAUCUCCACCUUCACCUACGCUAUUACAAUAUAAUAACCAUGCGAAUAAUCUACCCAAAGACACUACUCCGCCUCUCAGAACACCCCCUGGAUCCCCAAAACAUCCUCCACCAUUACGAACACCUCCUCCAUCACCACCACCUUCUCCACCCAAAGGUUCCGCCUAUCUCAAUAAUUACAACAACAACAUUGGAGAAUUUAAUUUAGAUGAUGAAAUGGAAAGAGGGUUUAGAGUAAUGGAAACAAAUAAUAAUCAUAAUAAUAAUAAUAAUAAUAAUAAUAAUAAUUUUGUUCAACAUUAUAAUAAUAAUAAUAAUAAUGGUGGAGGUGGUGGUGGUAGUGGAAGUAAUCAUAGUUCAAUUGAUGCAGAUUUUAAACCAUACCCAUUUACAAUAUCUGAUGGUCGACCAACCACCCCAACAAGUAAUAAUUCAAAUGGCAAUAAUAAUAAUAAUAUUAAUUUUAUGAAUUCAAAUAAUUCUGGUGGCAAUAAUAAUAAUAAUAAUGGUGUAGGAGGAUUAAUACAAUUUAGAAAAGAAAGUUAUGGUAAUAAUUUACCAAGACCUUCUUCACCAUUAAUCAAUCAAUUGUUUGGUGGAGGUAGUGGUAAUAAUAAUAAUAAUAAUAAUGGAGGAAGUCCAAAUGGUAGUAAUAAUAAUAAUGCUAGUAAUGGAUCAGGAAAUAGAAAUAGUGCUGAUUUAUCAAAGUUUACUAAUUUCCCAACACUGAUUAUCAACGAACAUGAAGAAUUGACAACUUUACAACCCAUCAAAUGGUCCAAAGGACAACUGUUGGGAAGAGGUGGAUACGGUUCAGUUUACUUGGGUUUAAAUGUUGACAAUGGAGAAUUAAUAGCUGUCAAACAAUUAGAAUUAAUGGAAGUUAUGGAUAGCAAAUAUAAAUCGAUGUUAUUAUCAUUUAGUAAAGAUAUUGAAGUAUUAAAAUAUUUAAAACAUGAAAAUAUAGUUAGAUAUUUGGGGUCGUGUUUGGAUAGUACACAUUUAAAUUCGAUGCACGGCACACCGUUUUGGAUGGCGCCCGAAGUCAUCAAACAAACUGGACAUGGACGAUCAUCUGACAUUUGGUCACUCGGUUGUGUCAUUGUUGAAAUGGCAACUGCCGCACCACCAUGGUCAAACAUCAAUGAGAUUGCAGCCGUCAUGUAUCACAUUGCAUCAUCCAAUUCAAUGCCUGAACUACCCAACACUCUCUCACAAGAUGCCAUCGAUUUCCUAACUCUUUGUUUUAAUCGUGAUCCAAGAGAACGUCCUGAUGCAUCUGCCCUCCUCAAACAUCCAUUCAUUUCAAAUAUAGUUGAUAAUAAUCCUUCUCAACAACAGUACGUGUAUGAUUUGUCAAUUUUAACUCCACCAAAGUUUAAUCCAACAAAUGGAGAAUUGGGGGUGUCGACUGCAAUACAUAAAUCACCUCCAACAUCUAUUCUAUCAUUGCCAAAGGCAUUGAUGACACAUUUGUUUAGUUUUAUGCCUAUUAAACAAGUCAAAUCUUUGGCAUUAGUUUGUAAAGCUUGGAAGCAGAAAUUUGAUGACGAAGCAUUAUGGUUAAAAUAUUGUAAUAAUAGUGGUAUCACUAAAAAAUUAUCAAUUGAAUCAACUUGGAAAUCAACUUUAAUUAAUAAUAUAAAACAACAAAAACCAUGGUUUGGUAGUAAAAUCAAUCAAACUACAUUAAAGGGACAUAGUAAAUGUAUCUUUUGUAUUAAAAUAUGUGGAGAUUAUAUAUUGUCGGGAGGAGAGGACAAGAAACUAAAGGUAUGGGAUAUGAAAAAGACAAAGUAUUUGUAUAGUCUAAAGGGACAUACGGGCACGGUCAAAGGCGUAGACUACCAACUACAAGGCAAUGAGAUACACCGCAUAUUUACAAGUUCGGCCGAUUUCACAGCACGUGUGUGGCAUCCCAAGACUAAAAAGACGUUACGUGUGUAUGGUGGUCACAAAGAGGCUGUGACGAGCAUCAACUAUUUGGGUGACGUGGAGGGCAAGAUCGUCACCUCGUCGCUAGACUCGCAGAUUCAUUUGUGGGAUGUCGAGACGGGGUCGACGCUAUCUCAGCUAACUGGCCACACCAAGGGUAUCUACAGCGUCAAGAUCAAUGAUAACCCUGCAUCCAACUACAAUGGAACGGUUGUGAGUGCUAGUGCAGACUGGUCGUGUAAAGGUGGUGUCAUUCGUAUUUGGGAUCCCUACACCAACGACUCGGCAGCAGGUGUACGUACACUUGGCGGACACCACGAAACCAUCUUUUCACUCAACUUUAAGGACAGCAAACUAGUCACCAGCUCCAAAGACAAACUCAUCAAAGUUUGGUCAUUUGACGAACUAUCAUCUUCAUCUUCCUCCAUCUCAUCUAGUGGUGGUCAUUUUAAUAAUAUUCAAAAUUCAACUUCAUCAUCUUUUUCAAAUAAUAACAAUAAUCAUAAUAAUAAUAAUAAUAAUAAUAAUAGUCAUCAUUCCAACAACGUACCAUCUUCACCACAUACUAAUAAUAAUAAUAAUAAUAAUAAUAAUAAACAAUCACCAACAACAACAACAACAACACAAUUGGGAGAAUCAUCAUCAAAGCAUCAUCAAGCACCAUCAAACGAAUAUUAA